This is a messenger RNA of Striga hermonthica, 654 nucleotides long. NCBI's taxonomy places the organism in Eukaryota, Viridiplantae, Streptophyta, Magnoliopsida, Lamiales, Orobanchaceae. The record is from the annotation of a GenBank genome assembly.
AUGGACGAUCACCCGGGAGGUGAUGAAGUUCUUCUAUCAGCCACAGGAAAAGAUGCAACCAAUGACUUUGAAGACGUUGGGCACAGUGAUUCUGCUCGGGAAAUGCUGCACAAAUACUACAUUGGCGAGAUAGACCCGACAACUGUCCCCUUGAAACGAGCAUACGUUCCCCCACCACAACAAGCACAGUACAAUCAAGAUAAGUCUUCGGAUUUUCUAAUCAAGAUUUUGCAGUUCAUUGUGCCUCUCUUGAUUCUUGGGUUGGCUUUUGCUACCAUCACGCUCGAGGUCGAAUCGAGCGACACCAUUGACAAUGUCAAGGCUAAGAUUCAGGACAAGGAAGGGAUCCCGCCGGAUCAGCAGCGUUUGAUCUUCGCCGGAAAGCAGCUCGAAGAUGGAAGAACCCUAGCUGAUUACAACAUCCAGAAAGGUAUCUUGCCAUCGUCUUUACCUUUUAAGUCAACUCUGCAUCUGGUUCUGAGGCUCAGGGGUGGAAUCAUUGAGCCUUCUCUUAUGGCUUUAGCGAGAAAAUUCAAUCAGGAGAAGAUGAUUUGCCGCAAAUGCUAUGCUCGUCUGCACCCCCGUGCUGUCAACUGCAGGAAGAAGAAGUGUGGACACACAAACCAGCUGAGGCCGAAGAAGAAGAUCAAGUAG